Penicillium salamii is the source of this 2121-nucleotide messenger RNA. The record is from the annotation of a GenBank genome assembly. Lineage: Eukaryota; Fungi; Ascomycota; Eurotiomycetes; Eurotiales; Aspergillaceae.
AUGUCUGGUCUGGAAAAUGGCUCUCGGCCAUCUUCACAUCCUAAACAGUCAUUCUCCAGAAUGGAAAGCUCAGAUGUGAAAACAGGCUCAACUCCUGUGUCCGACAAAGAGGGGCAGAUAGGGCCUGACGUGUUCGAAAGACGCGGUUCCGCAGACUCGAGUACCGCUGGCGAUGGACAAACAGAUGAAGGCUUUGUUUUGUCACGCAGCGUACAGGAUCCAUCAGAAGAGCUGCCGAUUGAACUUAUCAGCCUGGCGGAUCGAUUUGUGAAUUCUUUGAGUGCCAAAGUACACAACUCGCCCCCAACGAUCGAGAAAAUCUCCGAGCUUUUCCAGGUCUUCUACAGCCGCGCCGAAUCCCACAUAGCCACCCACAUAUCCGCUCUCAUAACUCGGAUCAACCGUGACCUAUCGCCGCAGGUCCCCGCAACCCCUCCACGUGGAAGUGCGUUGUCCAAGUUGACGAGCAAGCGCUCUCAGGAUGAUGUGCGGCCAGCGGCGUCUGGUCGUCAAAUGCUGACCGCGUCAGAGGUUGCUGAAAAGCGCAAGGCUCGCAAGGCCCUUGAAAACAAGCGAAGUGCAUUAGAAGAGGCCGCAGAGCGCAGGGUUUGCGAGUUGGUCUACGACAAGAUUUGGAGGCACAAAAGUACAUUGGACGAUGUGCGGGAUGAAAAGCUGCGCUCGAAAACCGCUGCAUUGCUGUUGGUGGGUAUAAAUCUCAAAGACCUUGGCAUUGAUAUAGAUCUUGAAUCUAUCGAUGAGCAGAAACAGGAUGAGGCAAAUGAGUUCCUUGCCCAGGCACGAGAAUUCCUCGCAAAGAUGGAUGAUUACAAGUAUCCCCUUGGAAAGCUUCAGCAGCUAGCAGCAGCCCACAAGGCCAUUGUCGACGCCCUCACUAAAAUCCUGCCAUCUUCCUCCUCGGCCGACGAAAUCCUCCCGACCUUGAUCUAUUCACUUGUGACCUGUCCUCCGGAAGGAAUCAAUAUCGUCAGCAAUUUGCUCUUCAUCCAACGGUUCAGGUCUUCAAGCAGAAUCGACGGUGAAACGGCUUACUGUUUGACCAAUCUUGAAGCUGCGAUCAGCUUCUUGGAAAACGUCGAUCUAUCUACGUUACGCGCCGAUGAGCUACAAGAUGGCCCGCUGAAAACCCCCGAAGCAACUACGCCAUCUGCAGAGCAUGUCGAUCCUUUCCGGCCGUCCAAGGACACUACCACCUCAUCAGUCUCAGCCAUUUCUGCAUCACCGGAAUUGGCCAAACCAGAAACCAAGGAGCCUGCCUCUACAUUACCCAGACCUCAUCUCGCCACAACACCACAGCAACGACGUCUGAGCAACCUUUUCCAGCCCCCUGCCAAAGUCCUCGGUGCCGCAAACGAUGCCGUCCGCACCACCGCAGAUCAAGGCCUCAAAAACAUCGGUGCCACCCUAGACAGCAGCUUCAACUUCCUCUUCGGCCGUUUAAAAGAAAUGCAAACCAACCAACCCAACACAGAGGGAACAGGACCAUUACUCCCAAAGACACUAGCCGAAGCCCGACGGCUAGUCACUCUCCCACCAGCCUCCUCCACCAACCAAAACCUAACCCAAGGAGAAUUGGCAGCCAUCAACUCCGUCUCCGUGGACGAAAGCACACCACCCCGCAGCAGCUCCAGACUCGCAGAACCAUCCAGCGGAGGUCCUACUCCCCGCGACCGUAGCGUCGACAGCGCCCGGACCCAAGGGAGCAGCAAGAAGUCCAUAACCACAUCCUUGCGCGAAGAAUUCACAUCCAACUCCGCAAUCAGUCCAACCCCGCUAGAAUCAAUGCGGAAUUUCGGAAACACGCUUAACCCCCUCAAUCACAUUCCGGGCAUGAUGAAAAACUUCGGCCGCAAUGCGCCUGAGACUCCUGUCCGCUCUGUCUCACCAUCUGGUCUUGAUCGAUUCAAGCCAUCGCCUGCAUCGGUGGAGAAUGGCAGUGGAACAGCUAGUCCGCUCCCUGCUGUGAAGGUUGAUCCGCCUAUUCAGCGUUUCCUGGAGACUCAGGAUGCGCGCGAUCUUCGUAUUGGAGAUGUGGCUGUUCUGCUGGAAGAUUAUAAGAGGUUGGCUGCGGCACUGCACAAAGCUACUGAAUCAAGGUAG